AUGUCCUCCAGCAACAUCCUGUCCCUGCUGGGCUGGUCGUUCCUCCCUAACCUCGCGACCUCCUGGAUCCAGUCCAUCUACUACGGCAUCACGAUCCGCGCCGGCGACCCGCGGCCCGCGCCCAACAGCCCGCGCUUCCUCGAGCACCGCCGGCGCAUCCACAUUCUGGUCGUGUCGGCGUACCUGCUGUACACGCUGUACGAGGCCGACUACGAGCUGACGCGGUCGUCGACCUUCUACGCCGACCUGGGCGUGCCGUUCGGCGCCUCGGACCGCGACGUCAAGUCGCGCUUCCGCCGCCUCGCCGCCCUGCACCACCCGGACAAGGCCGGGGCCGACGGCGGCGACGGCGGCGCCCUCUUCAUGCACCUCAAGACGGCCUCGGACGUUCUCGUCGACCCCGCCCGCCGCUUCGCCUACGAGCGCUUCGGCCCCGAGAUCGUCGCCUGGAAGCACUGCGCCACCAUCCGCGACUUCGUCCUGCGCGGCAGCCAGGUCCUGCUGCCCUACUACGGCGCCGCCGCCGCCGUCAUGUACGUGCUGGGCCUGCUGGGCUACCUGGAAUGGGGCCGCUACUGGCGCUGGCUGACGCUGGUGUGCCUGUGCGUCUUCGAGCUGCACACGGUCACGCGGCCCGACUUCCCCUGGUUCGUGGGCGCCGUCGUCAACCCGCUGCUGGCGCGCUUCACCACGCACGCGCCUUACCUGCCCUUCCAGAUCAUCAGCCUGGCGCGCAAGUGCAGUAUUACGCUCUACAUCGCCUUCAGCCAGAUCGGCCCGCUGCUGCAGCCGCCGGGUCAACAAGGUGUCAGCCCGGGCGACGCAUCCGAGAAGGCGCUGAGACAGGGUUUAGACCGGCUAGAGCAGGCGGCACGUGCCCUCGAUGCGGACUCUGGCCGGCUCAUGGAGUUGGAGAUGGCGCCAUUUGCUGGGGACCCGGAAGCGGUGAACGGAAUGCGGACAAAGCUGCAGGAGUGGCUGGUGCAAAACACCAUCAGGUCGGAUCCCAUGGUGAGAGAUGCAUUGGGCAGGUCUCUGCAGAAGAGACGGGUCGAUGCGCCGGCAGGAGCACGAGGGACUAAGUGA
Molecule: messenger RNA, 1086 nt
Organism: Neoarthrinium moseri
Lineage: Eukaryota; Fungi; Ascomycota; Sordariomycetes; Amphisphaeriales; Apiosporaceae
Exons: 2
Coding region: 1-1086 (361 amino acids)
Source: RefSeq, a predicted model, not a curated record